This is a messenger RNA of Haliotis rufescens (red abalone), 4585 nucleotides long. Its product is annotated as oxysterol-binding protein-related protein 6-like. Bases 249 to 2984 code for a protein of 911 amino acids. Gene Ontology annotation, molecular function: cholesterol binding. The transcript has 24 exons. The record is from RefSeq and is a predicted model, not a curated record. Lineage: Eukaryota; Metazoa; Mollusca; Gastropoda; Lepetellida; Haliotidae. Gene Ontology annotation, cellular component: intracellular membrane-bounded organelle; cytosol; plasma membrane.
CGCACCGUCAACAUGGCAGUCUUGCGGUGCUCGCAUCUGGUUAAAGUUUAAUCGUAUGGAUUACCCAGCAUGUAUUACUGUCAGUCUCGUCAAACAUAAGCCAUUCCGUGAUGACUGACGCAUGAGGUUGUUAAUUUCAUAUCUGAACCUACCACAGGGCUUCCAUAUGCUAACACCAAGAUACAAUACAGUAUGAAUACAUGGAUACCGGUUUUGAUCGUUGAAAGGAAACUAAGGAUUUAGACACCAUGAUGGCUGACGAUCACCACCACCAGUUCAGGCACAGUGACACUGCCUCAGAAACGGAUUCUAACGAGGACAGCGUCUCUCAAUCAAGUUCACAUGUGGACGCAAAUCCUACGGCACCGUCACAAGUCGCCAAGCCAAGUCCGCAAAAACGCAAAAAUCGUAAAUCCCGACAAGAAUGGGAGAUUAUUGAGGGGUUGAGAGAUGGACAAAAAUGUGCUGACAAGCCAGAGAGGCACUCCAAUUUCUUGAUGAAGAGACGCAAGUGGCCGAUGAAGGGCUGGCACAAGAGGUUCUUUGUUUUGGAGAAAGGAAUACUUACCUACGCCAAAUCCCCCUACGAUGUUCAGAAAGGCAAAUACCAUGGUGUGAUAGACAUCGGUCUGGCUGUAUUGACCUACAAGCGGCCAGGCCACAGGAUCGACAUUGACGCAGAGGAACAGAUCUACCACAUUAAGGUGAAAGACAACAAAUUGUUUGAAGAAUGGCUGGCCAAAUUCAGACACCAUCGUCUUUACCGACAACACGAAAUAUCCUAUGGGACAAAAGAGUCACCACGGCUGACAGAGAUUACCUCCCCUACAGAAGAGUUGCCUCCCUUGACAACAGCAAACUUACCUGAGAAGACACUGACCUUGAACUUGAAGAAAGAUGUUAUUCGUCAGACAAGUUUCAACAAAGGGUUGGCAGGGACGGGUCAGGGUCGGGUCGCGGCCUGGGUGCUGGACACAGCAGGUUUUGAACAAUGCAAUAAAGGUCUGACCGAUGCCCAGAAAGAUCUAUUUGAUCUCCAGGAGCUACUGGAUCAGAUACAGAAUCUACCACUGUCCUCCGACCCAGCCAUUGACUUCUCCGAACUUGAAUCUAGUGAGAAAAAGAAAUCCAGAAGAAGUCUUGGUAUUCGCAGCUCUAAGAAAAAAGAUAGAAAAAUCGGUAGUCCAACCAUUUUAAUGGACCCCAACACCCCAACUUUGUUAAAUGUUCCACCAGAACGCCUGCACUCAAGUGCAUCCAAUCCCAACCUGCUGAACCAUUUCGGGCCCCGCCCACUGAGCCUCCCCGAUAACAUCCUGUCUGCAUCCCACGAGGAACGGAUACAGGAGAUCAAACUGAGAGAGAACUUUAUCACAAAAGCAGAGCAAGUGCACAAACAGCUGAAAUGUCUACUCCACAUGAUGAGCACCGAGAGGGAGAGGCUGAAGCAAACUGUGGAGAAGGAUUCAAGUUCCGCCACCCAGUCCUCCAACACCAUCACCACUCUCAAACAGUCACUGGCAGAGGCUCACCGCCAAAAUGCUGAGUUACGAGGAAAGCUUCUUCGUAUACACAACGAAGCGAGUCUGACCGAUCUCCCACAAACCACAACAUCGCCGCUUUCCUCCCCACACCUCGACCGGGAAACGCCCCCGAUCCAGCUGGGACAGUCCCUGUCCGUGGACAGUUUCUCCAUGUCCGAGUACUAUGAUGCUGAGGAAAUAAUUGAGACGCUCAGCGACUCAUCAUCAGAGCAAUCAGAAGAUGAAGAGGUGUCGAGUGAGGUGUCAGAGGAAGGGGAGACAGAUGGAACACCUAUUACAAGCACUGCAGAGGAGGUGCUUCCAUCAAUGUUCCCGACCGGCCGCAGAUCUAAGCUACCAGUCCCCAAACCAGACACCGGGGACAUCAGCCUGUGGAACCUUCUCUACAAGAACAUCGGCAAGGACCUCACCAAGAUCUCUAUGCCCGUAACUCUCAACGAGCCACUCAGUUCACUGCAGCGUCUGUGUGAGGAGCUGGAAUACUCUGAACUGCUGGACAAGGUUGUGGAGUAUGACGACCCCUACGAACGGAUGAUCUAUGUGGCAGCGUUUGCUGUGUCCUGCUACGCCAGCUCGUACUACCGUGCGGGUCACAAGCCCUUCAACCCCCUGCUUGGGGAGACCUACGAGUGCAUCAGAGAGGACCGGGGAUGGAGGUUUAUAGCUGAACAGGUGAGCCACCACCCUCCUAUAUCGGCCUGCUACUGUGACUCCCGGAACUUCACCUUCUGGCAAGAUGUCCGGAUCAAGACCAAAUUCUGGGGCAAGUCCAUGGAGAUCCAACCCAUCGGAUAUGUCAAUGUCUAUCUUCCAAAGUACGGAGACCACUACAAGUGGAACAAGGUGACCACGUGUGUCCACAACCUGCUGGGUGGUCAGCGCUGGGUGGACCAGUAUGGAGAGAUGACCAUCACGAAUGGAGGCAUCACCUGUAAACUCACCUUCACCAAGGCCAGCCACUGGUCAUCCAACAAGUACGAGGUGUAUGGAAGUAUUCUCAACCCUGACGGGAAUGUAGUGCAUAAUCUGUUUGGCAAGUGGAAUGAGGCUUUCUUCUGUGGCCAUGCAUCGUCAGCCAGGUGUAUAUGGAGGCCAGGCGCCAUGCCGGAGGAUUACGAGCUUUACUACGGCUUUUCAAGGUUUGCCACAGAACUGAAUGAGCUUGAUGAAGAGCAGGCACGCUUCCUGCCUCCCACAGACAGCAGGUUCCGCCGAGAUCAGCGACUGCUGGAAGAAGGGAAGGUGCAGGAGGCGGAGGCUGAGAAGCAUCGACUGGAGCAGAGUCAGCGGGAACGCCGCAAGAAGGAGGCGGAUGUCACGUGCCAGUGGUUCAGCAAAAAGGAUGAGAACGGAAAGGAAUCCUUCGAAUUCAACGGAAAAUACUGGAACAUGCGAAAGGACCCAGGAUUUGCCAAAAUGUCUUUCAUGAAAUUAUGGUGAAGAGAACAGGACCCACACGAGAGUAGAGUUUGCCUACAUCAAAGUGCCAAUGCUAUCGGUGCACCCAUUAAGAGAAUAAUCCAAAAAUGUGACGUGAUCGAUACAUGAUUGCGUGCAACAUCCUACAGAAUAUUUCUGAUGUAAUUCCUUCCAGAAUCUGCCAAAACCUGGCUAAACUGUGUGAAGUGUGUGGAGUGAAUGAGAAUAUGGAGUAAUCUUGUCAAAUGUACUGGUGUUGUAAUCUGAACACUUUUAAUGGAAAAUCGUACAGGAAGCUACGGAGUAUGCCAUGGGAGAAUUGCUGAGGCUAUUGGAGAUAAGAUGGGUGAAAUGUCACUUGUCACUGGUUAUAGGAUAUGGUUCCAAGUUUAUUUUCUCCGUGAACCGAAACACUGUAAAAUUAGAAUUAAAUUCGCAAUUUUGGACCACUUGGACAGGGCCUCAUUACACAAAGCGAUCUUGAGAGCGACGACUAUCGUAAUCCUAUCGGAAGCCUAUCGGAAGUGCGGGAGUUACGAUCACCUUAACGCUAAGAUAGUUUUAUGCAGUGGGUCAGUGGCAUAUUGUUGUACUACACUUAUUUUUUGUUUUUGUAAAGCAUUGGAUUUGUGGUAGUUGUGCAAAAACAAAUUUGCAAGGGUCCCUCUUUUAUUAAAGUUUAAACCAUUAUCUUGUCAAAGUACCUCUGACAUUGUCUGCAUAGUGUUUACUUUUUCCCAUUUUGCGAUGGUUAUAACCCUGAGUAGCAAAAAAGGAAGUCAUGUUCCUUGAUUUCAUAAAGACAAUUCUCCCUGUGUUGAUGUGAUACAUGCUUCUAACCAACAUUUUAAAAUCUAUGUCUUAUUGUAAAUACUGUUGUUGUGUAAAUAUGCUUUUAUUGUAAAUAUCGUGAGAUAAUUGUGUCGACGUUACCCGCUUUCUAUGCAGUUAUAGUGAGCUUUUACUUUAAGUGUCAAAUUUUUAAGAUUUACAUUUUGUCCACAUUGUGGGUUAGUGGAUUUACUAUGAACUUCAACUAUUUAGAUAUUGUAUCAACUUUAUUUGUAUCUUACAAUUGGAGUGUACUUAUGUUUGUAAGGUGGGAUUGCUGACAUCUUGUUUCAGUUAAGAGAUAAUGCAUGUGAGAUUUCUCAAUAUGGAUUGUGUUCAAGGAAAAUCUUUUAAGCACUGAACAUUGAGUCUUUACAGUAAAGAAAUCAGCCAUUUAUACAAGUUUGCUCCUUUAAAGCCUGACUCCCUGUUAUAAUAUGAACUGCAUGCAUAUUGCAUGCAUAUGUUAUCAUAUAACAUGUAUUUACUUGGUAAGACUAUAAUAUAUAUAUUAUUGAUAACUUUCCUCAGAAAUGACAACACUCUGAAAUAUCAUUUUGAGAAAUGUUUUUUCUGGGUCCACUGAAUGCUUUUUAAUGGAAAUAAUAUCUUGCAUAUAUUCAAAUACCCUGAUGAUUGAUAAGAAAGUUGAGUGUUAAUUGUCUGGGGAAUGUUUGAUGAGCUAUGAUGAUCAUGGUUCUAUUGGUUUUAUUGUGUUUUAUGGCUUUUUCCUCACGUUACUGCCAUUCAGAUAUUAUAAUUGUUGUAAGGAGUCAGUUCAAAAGUUUGAU